Molecule: messenger RNA, 1168 nt
Organism: Carica papaya (papaya)
Lineage: Eukaryota; Viridiplantae; Streptophyta; Magnoliopsida; Brassicales; Caricaceae
Product: transcription factor bHLH25-like
Molecular function (GO): protein dimerization activity
Source: RefSeq, a predicted model, not a curated record
AUGGAUUUAUCUUCUGCCAAAUGGUUAUCUGAUCUGGGAAUGGAUGAGUACGAGAUCAUUCAUCACUGCCACAUGAACUCACUGGCCGAGACAUUAACAACUGAUGUAGCAGAUAUUACAGCACUUAAUCAAGUUCACUCCCAUGGCAGCUUCGUUAAGCAAUCAUUCUCAUCCGAGAGUUACUCAUCUUACCCUACUUUCAACAGCGCCAACGAAACCUCUCACAACAGCAGCUUCGAGAGACCUGCAAAACAGCUCAAGAUCACAGCCUGUACCACCAAUAGCUGGAACUCCACCACCACUGCAUCCAAAAACGAUCGCGUUUUGCCGAGGGCUUCCUCUUCUUCGUCUCCAACGAAGACCCCUCAUCUUCUUUCUUUCGAGAACUCAAGCUCGAAUCAUGAUCAUCAGCAGCAGUUCUAUCAUGGGAACAUGAUGAACUGCACUGUGAAACCUAAAGACGAAGCCGGUCUGUCCCCCAUGCGGCCACCUUGUUUGAUCUCCAAUAGUGGAUAUUGUAACGACAACACGAACCAUGCAGGAAAAGUAAACCAAGGAAUGAAAAGGGCUUAUAGUAAAAUCCAAUCACAUGCUCAAGAUCACAUAGUAGCCGAGAGGAAGAGAAGAGAAAAACUUAGCCAGAGAUUUAUAGCUCUUUCUGCAAUUGUUCCUGGCCUCAAGAAGAUGGAUAAAGCUUCUGUUCUUGGAGACGCAAUAAAGUAUGUGAAGCAACUUCAAGAGCGAGUGAAAGUGCUGGAGGAGCAGACAAAGAAGAGAACAAUGGAGUCGGUGGUUAUGGUGAAAAAAUAUCAGUUGUCCGCAGAUGAUGAUUCGUCUUCGUGUGAUGAAAAUUUUCAUGGUCAAUGCUGCGAUGCAGCACUCCCUGAAGUGGAGGCCAGAGUUUCAGAUAAAGAUGUUCUUGUUCGUGUCCACUGCGAGAACCAAAAAGGGAUUCUGGUGAAAGUCUUGAACGAGAUAGAGAAGAUUCAUUUGUCCAUCCUCAAUAGCAGCGUCUUGCCUUUUGGGAACUCCACUCUUGAUAUCACCAUAAUAGCUCUGAAAGGUGAUGAAUUCGAUAUGACAGUGAAGGAUCUGGUGAAGGACCUGAGAUUAGCUUUGUUGAAGUACAUGUGAUCACAAGUAGUCUAAUUCUCUCGAGAGAGCCAGG